AUGCUGGCACAGGAGCAGACGUGGCAGCAGCUGCCACUGACACAGGAGUUGAGACGACUGGUGUUGAUGAGACUGGAGCUGAGGUGGUGGGCGCUGCAGGCACUGGAGCUGAGACUGUGGGUGUUGCUGUCACUGGAGCUAAGGCAGCGGGUGCCACAAGAACUUGAGCAUGUGGUUGGCGACGCUGGAAUUGCUGUGUGUGGUGUAUCUCCAUACGUUCCUCAUCGGUUUCACUUUGUGAAUCAGAGUAAAACCUGGACUGAAGCUCAGAGCUACUGCAGACAGACCUACACUGAUCUGGCCACCAUCAACAACAUGGACGAGAUGAAGAAGGUGAACAAGACUCUGAUAGAUAAUGGUGGCCACUUUGUUUGGAUUGGUCUGAACAGGGGGGACACUGGGAGAUGGCAGUGGUCUCUGGGAGGUGGAAAUUUUGACGGAGAUUCAUACCGGAACUGGAGCAGUGGAGAACCAAACGAAAAGAAUGCAAACACUGAGAGAUACGUAUUCAUUAAUGAGACAAAGACCUGGUGUGAAGCUCAGAGCUACUGCAGAGAACAUCACACAGAUCUGCCCAGUGUGAGGAACCAGACUGAGAACCAGAAGAUCUGGAGUGUGUUAAAAACUGGUGAACGGAUCUGGAUCGGCCUGUUUAACGACUCCUGGGAGUGGUCAGAUCAGAGUAGCUCUUCAUUCCGAUACUGGCUUCCCAGACAGCCAGAUACUAAUGAUAAAUGUGCUGCAGCAUCUGUAAAGGACCAGUCUCAGUGGCAUGAUGUAAACUGUAACAUAGGAUUCCCUUUUAUCUGCUAUGAAAAUGAGCUGGUCUUGAUCCAGAAGAAACUGAGCUGGGCAGAAGCUCUGAGAUACUGCAGAGAGAAUCAUGUGGACCUGGUCUCAGUUCACUCUGAGGAGAUCCAGCUCUGGGUGGAGGAUUUGGCUCAGAAAGCCUCCACUGAUCAUGUGUGGCUGGGUCUGCGUCACACCUGCACUCAGGGAUUCUGGUUCUGGACGAGUGGGUUUACCGUCUGCUAUCAGAACUGGGCUCCAGGUAACGGUGCAGAGGGAGAACACUGUGAGCCUGUGGUCAGAACCGGAGCGGUGCAGGCUAGAGGAGAUCAGCAGUGGGUCAGCCUGCCUGAGAACCAGACUCUCAACUUCAUCUGCAUCAAAUAUGAAGGUUAGGUAGUGUCUAUGUGUGAUUUGUACAAAAUGUGCAU
This is a messenger RNA of Astyanax mexicanus (Mexican tetra), 1220 nucleotides long. Its product is annotated as C-type mannose receptor 2-like. Bases 1 to 1185 code for a protein of 394 amino acids. The record is from RefSeq and is a predicted model, not a curated record. NCBI's taxonomy places the organism in Eukaryota, Metazoa, Chordata, Actinopteri, Characiformes, Acestrorhamphidae. The transcript is spliced from 5 exons.